GUCCCCCCGUCCCCCCCCUCCCGCCGGGCGGCCCCGGACCCGCCCCGGGAACGGGCGGUGCCGACAGCGCUGACAUCAGCCUGAAAAGGAGCGGGCGGUGACCGCGGCAGCGCCGGGACAGCGGGAGCCGAGCCGACACCCCUGCUGUCAUCAUGGCAAACCGAGGACCAUCGUACGGCCUCAGCCGGGAGGUGCAGCAGAAGAUCGACCGGCAGUACGACCCCGAGCUGGAGCAGAUCCUGGUGCGGUGGAUCCUGGCACAGUGCGGUGGAGAUGUCGCGCAGCCGGCACCCGGCAGGGAUGGCUUCCAGCAGUGGCUGAAGGACGGCACCGUGCUGUGCCGGCUCAUCAACAGCCUGUACCCGCGGGGCCAGGGGCCGGUGGCCAAGAUCCAGGCAUCCGCUAUGGCCUUCAAGCAGAUGGAGCAGAUCUCCCAGUUCCUGCAGGCGGCCGAGCGCUACGGCAUCGCCGCCACCGACAUCUUCCAGACCGUUGACCUCUGGGAAGGGAAGAACAUGGCGUGCGUGCAGCGGACCCUGAUGAACCUGGGCAGCCUGGCGGUGGCCAAGGGCGACGGGCUCUUCGUGGGAGACCCCAACUGGUUCCCCAAGAAAUCGCAGGAGAACCGUCGCGUCUUCUCCGAGGACAAGCUGAAGGAGGGCCAGAACGUCAUCGGGCUGCAGAUGGGCACCAACCGGGGCGCCUCGCAAGCCGGCAUGACGGGUUACGGCAUGCCCCGCCAGAUCCUCUGAGCGCCGCGCCAUCCGGCACGGCCCCCGCUUGCCGGGGGGGGAGAGGGGGGGACACCCCAACUGCCGCCCCCCCCGCCACCACGGACCAGCCGGGCGCCCCUCCCAGGUGCCCCCCCAGUUUUUUUCCAGGACCAAAGUCUUUUUUUUUUAUUAUUAUUAUUCCACUGGGUGCGUUCCCCCACUGCGCCCCCCCCAGUGCCUUGGGGGACCCCCCCGCUGUGUGUGGGAGGGCACCCCCUGCACCCCAAUAAACAGCUCCUGUUGUUUC
Messenger RNA from Cuculus canorus (common cuckoo), 1020 nucleotides. It is a transcript of the gene TAGLN2, whose product is annotated as transgelin 2. Bases 153 to 752 code for a protein of 199 amino acids. Gene Ontology annotation, molecular function: protein binding. The record is from RefSeq and is a predicted model, not a curated record. Lineage: Eukaryota; Metazoa; Chordata; Aves; Cuculiformes; Cuculidae. The transcript has 5 exons.